Messenger RNA from Hypoxylon fragiforme, 2018 nucleotides. RefSeq names its product WD40 repeat-like protein. Gene Ontology annotation, molecular function: protein binding; snoRNA binding. Gene Ontology annotation, cellular component: small-subunit processome. The transcript has a single exon. The coding region runs from base 148 to 1947 and encodes 599 amino acids. The record is from RefSeq and is a predicted model, not a curated record. Lineage: Eukaryota; Fungi; Ascomycota; Sordariomycetes; Xylariales; Hypoxylaceae.
UUUUUUUUUUUAGUUUAAUUCUUCUCAGUAGCCAAGAAACGAACUUUUCUUCUUCUUUUGGUGUUUAGAGUAUGGAAAUAUUUUGAAGACAACAUAAGAUUUAAUACACAAUUGCAUUGAUCACUUGGGACCCUAUCCCUUAUCAUUAUGUCUUCUUUUUUCACAGUUCCAGGUGCUCAGAAAAAACGAAAACGUGCACCCGUUACUGACGCGCCGAAAAAACGAGUUGCGAUUUCCAAGUCCUCAAAAUCUUCCAAAACACCGUCAAAGCCUACACCAGCACCCAAAAAACGAGUUGAACGAGUUGAGCGAGAUGAAUCCAUAUCAGGCAGCGAUUCUGAAAGUGACGGGGUUGCCGAUGAGCCCGAAGAAGUCGAAUCGACCUCCGAAUCGGAAAACGAAGGAGAGACAGCAGCAGAGAAGAGGUUGAGGCUAGCCGAGAGAUAUCUUGACAACGUUCGACAAGAGGUAGAUGAGGCAGGCUUCGAUGCUGAAGACAUUGACCGCGAUAUAAUAGCCUCGCGUUUACAGGAGGAUGUUGCUGAAGCAAAGGGAAAAGUAUACCGAACAAUUGCUUCAGAGCUCGCCAUUGACCAAGCAUCUCAUACACUUUUCCGAUCCAAUACACACGCAACGACCUCGGUCGCCAUAUGCGCACCGUAUGUUUACAUCGUUACAAAAGACCAGUGCUUGGUCAAGUGGAAAUUACAGGAAUUGCCCUCCAACCAAUACCCGCAAACUACGAAGAAGAAGCCGAAGAAGCCCCCAGCACCUCCGCGUCGACAGCCAAUUAAGGUUGCAAUGGUAAAGGGGAAUCGCAAAAGGGCAAAUGAUAAAAACUACCAAGGACAUAUAGCCGAUAUACUGUGCGUAGCUGCCUCACAGGACGGCAAGUUUGUUGUCACUGGCGGGGCAGACAAACGCCUAGUUGUCUACGAUGCCAAAUCAUUAAAGCCCCUACGCGUCUUCACACAUCACCGCGAUGCUGUAACGGGUCUAGCUUUCCGACGAGGCUCAAAUCAACUCUAUUCAGCCUCCAAAGACCGUACCGUAAAGGUAUGGAGCUUAGACGAGCUGGCAUACAUCGAGACUCUCUUCGGUCAUCAAGACCAAGUAGUGGACAUCGACGCGCUUGCACAUGAACGAUGUGUGAGUGUGGGCUCUCGAGAUCGUACGGCCCGAUUAUGGAAAGUUGUCGAAGAGACCCAGCUCGUAUUUCGUGGCGGAUCGAUCGACAAGAAGCAAAAGCCAAAUAUCGAUCCGCGAUCACUGGCCCACGAGGGCAGUAUGGAUCGUGUGGCUAUGAUUGACGAAGAGCUUUUCGUCACGGGAAGCGAUAACGGCUCGAUAGCUCUAUGGAGCAUACAAAAGAAGAAGCCACUCUUCAUCUUACCACAAGCUCACGGACUCGAGAACCCGUUGCUACCCACGGAGGCGUCAGCCGAGGUGAACCCUGAUCCCAAGAUUGUGCCACCCCCGCAACCAAGGUGGAUCACUGCUUUACGCACAUUACCAUACUCUGACCUCAUCCUGAGCGGCAGUUGGGAUGGCUACGUUAGGGCCUGGAAGUUAAGUAGCGAUAAAAGGAAGAUCGAGCCUGCAGGGAUCUUGGGCAAUCCAUCCUCCAGCGUUGAGACUACAUCAAAUGGUGCAUCUAUUGCUGCUGCUGCUGAUGAUGAUGAUGAUGCCGGUGACGAGACGAAAGCCAACGGCGCAAACGGGACGAAACCAGAGCCUUGGUUGGUCAAGGGUGUAGUGAACGACAUUGCCCUGUUCGAGCGGGGAGACCGCGGGAAAGACGGGCUUUGUGUCGUAGCCGGCGUGGGUAAGAACCACCGGCUGGGUGGGUGGAUCAAUUUUAAGAAGGGGAAGAACGGCGCCGUUGUAUUCGAGGUGCCGAGGGCGAAGAAUAGUCUCGAAAAUGGGGCCGUGGAUGCAAAGGCAUAGAAGCAGAAUAGUAUACAAAAGUUAAAGAGGGAGAGAGGAGAGGAGGCGAGGGAGGGAGGGAGCAUGGGAGC